AUGGACAAAAAAGCAGAAAGCCCUCAUCAUUCUUCAAGAUCUGGAAGAGUAAAAAGAGAGCCAUCACCUUCUACUAAAGGCAGAAAGACAAAAGCGCCAACAUCUGUGAAGCUCCAAGAGCCACACAAAAGGAAAGAGAGAGAUAAACCAGAAGUGUUAGAGGACGUGGAGAGAGAUGAAGCCAAGGAAGGGGUUAAAGUCACUUCCAGCAGCACUGUUGUUAAUGUAGACAGUGUGAGGGAACAAAUUAAAGAGGAGCGAGAGGAGUUAUUAGGGUUAUUGGAGACUGAGGGACAUGGAGAAGGCUUGAAGAAGCGGUACUUUGGCAUUUGUGAGCUAAUUCUCAUAGUUUUUGUCCUUUCUGUGGUUAUUUUCUUCUUUCCUCUUUCGAUUUGGUUCUGUGUGAAGAUGGUGAGAGAACAUGAGAGAGCGGUGAUAUUUCGACUGGGGCACCUAUUGCAAAGAAAACCCAGGGGCCCAGGGCUAUUGUUUUAUCUCCCAUUUCUGGAUGUGUGCCAAAUAGCGGACAUUCGUCUCAAAAUGUUGAAGAUCCCUCCUCAUACGGUGGUGACCAAAGAUCUAGUAUGCACUGAAAUGAGUGCGGCAUGUUACUAUCGUAUCGAGAAUGUGUCUGUUUAUUAUUCGUCACUCGCUGCUGUUCCAGCCGUGUUACAGGCAUUGGCUCAGGUAUCAGUCAGAGAGAUACUGGCCCAUCAUGCCUUCACUGACAUUUUACUGGACAGGAAACUGAUGGGCCAAAAGAUUCAGGUUUCUUUAGAUUCUAUUACUUGCCGGUGGGGCAUCAAGGUGGAAAAAACAGAGAUAGAGGAAAUCAGUCUUUCAGCUGAGCUACAACACAACUUUGCUGUUGAGGCCGAGGCAAGGAGACAGGCACAGGUCAAAAUAAUUGCUGCAGAAGGAGAGAAGGCAGCUUGUGAGGCUCUAAAGGCCUCCAUAGAGGGUCUCUCUGGUUCUCCACUGGUCGUACACCUUCGACUUUUGCAGCUCCUGCACAGUCUGCGCUCUGAGCAACCAGCUGUGGUCCUCAACAUACCUCCUGAUGUUCUGACUCCAUCCAUUGACCUUGCUAGUUUAACCAGAACAGCCAAUCAAUACCCGAGCACAAGUGAUACCUCAGAAGAGAGCCCUAAAGACUCGCCCAUGAUUUAAAGAUGUCUGAGUAACUUACUACAAAUGUAAAGCAGCAAGUUAUGUUAAUAUGCAA
Molecule: messenger RNA, 1225 nt
Organism: Myxocyprinus asiaticus (Chinese sucker)
Lineage: Eukaryota; Metazoa; Chordata; Actinopteri; Cypriniformes; Catostomidae
Gene: nphs2
Product: NPHS2 stomatin family member, podocin
Exons: 8
Coding region: 1-1170 (389 amino acids)
Cellular component (GO): plasma membrane
Source: RefSeq, a predicted model, not a curated record